Molecule: messenger RNA, 1236 nt
Organism: Darwinula stevensoni
Lineage: Eukaryota; Metazoa; Arthropoda; Ostracoda; Podocopida; Darwinulidae
Source: the annotation of a GenBank genome assembly
AGGACAGGCCCAUUUCACUACAAAAGGAGCAUCGAUGUGAUCCAAUCCGCACCGGUCCUCUCUAAUAACCAUUUCUCAGUCUCGCACACCUUAAAGAUGCAGGAGGCUCUGAACUUCUUCUGCCUUUUCAUCCUCUAUUCCGUUCCCGGGACAAGUGGGCAAAUUCUUUGUCCCGAUUCUACUGAAAUCCUCCCCUGCACAUGCUCCCAAGAUGUAAUCGACCGUACUGUGAAUGUGGACUGUUCGGAGGCGAACUCGAGUGACGAAAUCCACUAUCCCUUCAAUGACGUUGACUGGCCCUUCCAAAAUCUCACACGGUUUCUUCUGAAAGAGAACAAUGACGUCUCAGUGUUGCCCGAAGGAGUUUUCGGCGAUAUCAGUUUCGAGGAAAUCUUCGUCGACCUGACCUCCGUGACCAGCCUCCAUUUUACGACCUUGUUACCCUCGAAAGAUCGCCUUUGGAGUUUGAUCAUCGGUUUCAGCUCCCUGGAAGAAUUCCCUUGGGAGAUCCUCCCUCAACUUAUCAACCUCAAGGAGCUCGAUCUGCAGUUCAAUGCAUUGACCAGUUUGCCGCUGCUUCAAAGUGCAAGUCUCGAAUACAUCGACAUCAUGUUUAAUGAAAUAUCUCACGUCGAGGCAGGAUGGUCUCUCCCAAAUCUCAGAAUCCUCAACUUGAAUUCCAAUCCUGUCUCAGAUGUCCCAACUGGAUUCUUCAGCGACAUGGGAAAAUUAGAGGAAUUUCUUUGUUUCUCCUGUGCCCUUGGACCAACACUGUCGACUAAGUCUCUGGAAUUCCGCAGUGCAACCUUUAAACGGAUUGUCAUAAGUAGUAACUCAAUCUCAACUCUGGAUGUGGAUGCGAUCACAGGUUUGCAGCCCAACACGCGUCUAUCUUUUCGGGAUAACGAAAUUCGGGAAUUGACGGAGGUAUUAUUCCGCCCCAUGCUGGAUGUGCUCUCAGUGGACACUGGGCACAUGGAUAUAGUCGGAAACCCCGUGAAGUGUGACUGCAGCAUAGCAUGGGUAGUGCUCAAUCCUUCCUUUUUGGGAAGCGUGUUUGGUGUAUGCACGGAUGGAACGAAUUUUCAAGACUUGGAUCCGAUCAUUUUUGAAGACUGCGCUAGAAGCGAGCCUACUUUAGUAGAUGACUAUUCCACCUGGAUCGACUCCAGAAUGAAGUAAAUGUGGAAACAUGGUGGAAGAAAUUGUUUUUGUCCUUGGCUCCAUGAAUCUGUC